Messenger RNA from Lutzomyia longipalpis, 1817 nucleotides. RefSeq names its product pyridoxal kinase. The transcript is spliced from 4 exons. Bases 265 to 1176 code for a protein of 303 amino acids. Gene Ontology annotation, biological process: pyridoxal 5'-phosphate salvage. NCBI's taxonomy places the organism in Eukaryota, Metazoa, Arthropoda, Insecta, Diptera, Psychodidae. Gene Ontology annotation, molecular function: pyridoxal kinase activity. The record is from RefSeq and is a predicted model, not a curated record. Gene Ontology annotation, cellular component: cytosol.
AGCUGCAUGGGAAUUCCUACGACAUUUCUACGGCUGGAAUAUCCCACAAUACUGUUGGUGAAUGGGCAACAUUUUUUAUUGUUGGUGGAAACUGAUAAUGCUAAAAACUAUAGAGAUAAGGAUUUGUACAAUGUUUGUGGUGUCUGUGCGGCAACAAGCAGAAUAAAAUAAUCAAGAAAAGAUCAGAGACAAUACAAAAAAUCAUUUAGUGUUGCUCCAGCUGACUCCAAAGGUGCCUUCCUGAAUAGAAUACGAAGUGAGAAAAUGGCAACAAAUAGGGUGCUAUCAAUCCAAAGUCAUGUAGUUCACGGAUAUGUUGGCAACAAGUGCGCUACGUUUCCUUUGCAGGUUCUAGGAUUCGAUGUUGAUCCAAUCAAUUCGGUCCACUUGUCCAAUCACACAGGCUACAAGCACAUCAGAGGUCAGAAAAUGAAUGAUUCCGAACUUACGGACGUCUUCGAGGGGAUCGUUCUCAAUGAUCUGCAUGGAAUGUACUCCCAUCUGCUCACAGGAUACAUUGGAACACCUCAGUUCCUCAAGAAGAUCGUAGAUGUGGUCAAAACACUCAAGAAAGCUAAUCCGAAUUUAGUCUUCUUCUGUGACCCUGUAAUGGGUGACAAUGGAAAAUUCUACGUACCAGAGACAUUUGUUGAUAUCUACCGUGAUGAAUUGAUCCCAUUGGCGGAUAUUGUGUCGCCCAAUCAAUUUGAAGCUGAACUCCUUACGGGCAUUAAGAUCAAAAGCGAAUCUGAUGCGUGGGCUAUAUUGGAUACCUUCCAUAAACAAGGUGUCAAGAUAGCCGUUAUAUCAUCAACUGAUAUCGGUGCUCCGGACAAUCUUCUUGCUUUUCUCAGUGAACUCCCCAAAGGUGCAACAAAGCCCAAGAGAUCAACACUUCUUAUGCCAAAAAUUGGAUCAGUUAAUUUUACCGGAACAGGUGAUCUCUUUGCUGGAUUAUUCUUGGCACAUAUCACAACAUCACCGGAAGCUAGUGCAGCACUGGAGAAAACUGUUGCAUCUCUUCAAGCGGUGAUUCACAAUACAGCUCAACAUUUGUCCGCCGUUGUUACUCCUGGAACAACAAUCACAGCCGUAGACAGGGAAUUGAGAAUUGUGCAGAGCAAGAAAGACAUUGAGGAACCCAAAGUUGUUCUGAAAGCUCAAAUUCAUAAAUAAUUUCUUUUAUUAUCAAAUAACAAAAGCCUAACUAAAUUCUUUGUUAAGGGUAACUGGACAAUAAUAACUCAAUAAUUUUUUGAAAAAUGUUAAAUUUUCUGUUUUAUUAUUCAAACAAUGCAAACUGUAAAAAAUGAAUUAAAAAAAUUAACAUUACCUACCUUUGUAUUUAAUUAGGACUUAAAAAAUUAUUGUGUUUCUUUUUCAAACGUACGGAAUGAAUGCACCUACUAAUUCAGAACAUUUGUGUGUAUGAUCUUUUCAAUUCGGAACCUUUUAAUGAAUUUAAUUCAAUAUUAAAUUCAAAUUUUUACUUUUUUUUAAUAGGUUUAAGAUGAUCUUGUGUAAAAUUUAUUAAAUCGAUCUUUUAAUUUAGACGUUGGCUGUAACCGCUUAGUGGAGGAAAAUGGCUCAAAUGUGAUCUAUCUGCUUUCAAGCACUUCAAUAUAUUUUUUAAAUUUAUUCUUUUGGGCUAUUCAAAAUACUUUAAUAAAAUUACGCUGUGUAUAUGUAUGUAGUAGUGUAGUGAUAUCAAUUUGAAGACAAUAAAAAAUGUUUAAAAAAUUAAAUUUUAAUUGAAGCUCUAAUUAAUCGUGAAAAAAGAAUGUAACACAAAAAAAUUAAUAAAAAUCGUUACUAUA